UUCUUUUUUAGGAUACUGUUAACGAAAAAAAUGGUUUCAUGGUAUUAUAAUCGUAAAAUUACUCACAAUCGAGAAAAAUUGUCUACAAUUGUAGGGGAGAAAAAGAAAAUAUUGAAUGAAGUUACUGAAACAGAAACGUAUAAGAAAGCUAAAGAGAUAUUAUUAAAAUUUGCACCCGAUGAAUUAAACAUGUCACCUUUAUCUCCAAAGCUCGCUCCAAAGUUGUCUGUACCAUCUGACACACCUCGGCAUCCUGUCCCACAAAUUGCAGUUACUCCUUUACCAGUUUCUGCUGAUCUAAGAAGAAGAAUUUUAUCCACGCAAAAUCAACCGCAAAAUCAACUGCAAAGUGCACAGAUCGGUGCGCCUGGUAUUGCAUCACCAAGCGGUGGGCUAUCUAAACAACCUUCAAAUACUCCUUACCAGAUUAAUGCUAGAAUAAGUCCUGUUACACCUAUAGGCUAUCGAUCACCUUUACCACGACCUGUGUUGCCACAACAGAGAACUAUGAUUGAUCGGUUGGUCGAUUACUUGGUAGGUGAUGGCCCUGCAAAUCGCUAUGCACUGGUAUGCCGACAAUGCGAUUCACACAACGGAAUGGCUCUAAAAGAAGAAUUUGAAUAUUUUGGAUACCGAUGUUGUUAUUGUGGUUUUUUGAAUCCUGCAAGGAAACAGAAACCAUCUGCCCCGAAAUUGGAUACCGAUAAUAGUAGCUUUAUUACAACUCCGAACACGCCUGAACUACCCUGCAACACAGAAGAAGAACCAGUAAAAAAUAAUGAAUCGGAAGCAUGCACACAAUCGGAUACAGAUUCAGAUAUAGAAGUAGUCGAAAGGCCAGGCGAAACACCUGAAGUCGCAGAAUCAGAAUUUAAACAAUUAUUAGAUGAAAAUGAAUCGGAGAAGACAGAAACGUGACGUACCACACUCACAUAAAUUGUAUAUUUGAAUAAAUAACCUGAAAAUGAA
This is a messenger RNA of Dinoponera quadriceps, 969 nucleotides long. RefSeq names its product protein lunapark-A-like. Lineage: Eukaryota; Metazoa; Arthropoda; Insecta; Hymenoptera; Formicidae. The transcript is spliced from 6 exons. Gene Ontology annotation, biological process: endoplasmic reticulum tubular network organization. Bases 31 to 918 code for a protein of 295 amino acids. The record is from RefSeq and is a predicted model, not a curated record. Gene Ontology annotation, cellular component: endoplasmic reticulum tubular network.